Mus pahari (shrew mouse) is the source of this 785-nucleotide messenger RNA. RefSeq names its product coiled-coil domain-containing protein 7-like. The record is from RefSeq and is a predicted model, not a curated record. The annotation marks the transcript as partial. The transcript has 4 exons. NCBI's taxonomy places the organism in Eukaryota, Metazoa, Chordata, Mammalia, Rodentia, Muridae.
AGGGUGGGCCAGGCGCGCGUGCCCUGUGGUCGGUUGUUACCACCCUGGGCACAAAGCCCCCCCCCCCUUUCCCUUUCAACACAGAUGUCAGUUUGUACCGGGGCAGAGCUGUUGUCUGGAGAGUUUGCUGGCAUCUUCCAAAGAGGUCUAGGAAACUCGGAAUUUACAACUUUCUCAGGCAAAUAGAUUCUCACCUUCCAGCUUGCCACCCCAAAGCCAAGCCACCCAGUAAGACCACUUCCAUCAGCCUCAGCAGCUUUCAGAUCAUCCUUAAGAGCAAAGUAUAUUCACAUCAGGCCACAAUGCAUACAAUUCAGGACUUACCUUCAGAAUGAUGAAAGCACAGAGGGGAUAACAGACCCUACAGCCCAACUGGAGGUACUGAAUUUUUCAUAUGUAAGUUGGAAGCUAAAUCAAUCACAAAAAUGAAAUGUGCAAAGCUUCCAUCAACCAUUAGUAUGAAAUUGACAAGUGCUCCAGAAUUACCUUUUAAGAAAGGACUGCUGAAUUCAUCACCUAAGCCAAAAGAAAAACAUAAUGCCAAGUCAAAGUAUGGUAAAAAUGAACCAAUGGUCCUGAGGUCUCCACCCACAGGAGAGUCAAUUGUACGAUUUGCCUUGCCAAUACCAUCGAGUAAAACGAAGGACAAAAUAUCAGCUGAGGAAGUGGUCAGGAGGAUUACCACAAAUCUGAGGAAGGUUGUUUCUAACUUGGAAGACACCUAUGGACCUUGCUAUGAUGAUGGAGAAAAAGCACCAAAAAAAAGUGAAGCAGAAGGCUUGUCU